Molecule: messenger RNA, 1089 nt
Organism: Pleurotus ostreatus (oyster mushroom)
Lineage: Eukaryota; Fungi; Basidiomycota; Agaricomycetes; Agaricales; Pleurotaceae
Gene: POL30
Product: proliferating cell nuclear antigen
Exons: 5
Coding region: 1-1089 (362 amino acids)
Biological process (GO): translesion synthesis; regulation of DNA replication; leading strand elongation
Cellular component (GO): PCNA complex
Molecular function (GO): DNA binding; DNA polymerase processivity factor activity
Source: RefSeq, a predicted model, not a curated record
AUGCUCGAAGCGAAGCUUCAGGAAGCCGGUCUGCUCAAGAAACUCCUCGAUGCCAUAAAGGAACUUGUGACAGACGCGAACUUUGACUGCAAUGAAGAAGGCAUCAAUCUCCAAGCUAUGGACAACUCUCACGUUGCCCUCGUCGUAGUCAAGAUGGAGUCGACGGGCUUCAAAAAGUAUCGAUGUGAUCGACCCAUGCCGUUGGGCGUGAAUCUCGCGUCGUUGACCAAGGUUCUCAAGUGCGCGAAGGACGACGACACAUGUACACUCAAGGCCGGCGAUGGCUUGGACAGCUUGAACCUCGUAUAUGAAGCCAAAAACUCCGAUCGAAUUGCUGAAUACGAUAUGAAACUCAUGGAUAUCGAUGCUGAGCAACUCGGGAUUCCUGAUACGGACUACGACGCGCGAAUAACGCUUCCUGCUGCAGAAUUUACGCGUAUCGUCAAGGAUCUUAGCCUGCUCGGUGAAAGUGUGCGGAUUGAGGUCAACAAAGAGGGUAUUCGUUUCGUUAGCGACGGGGAGGCUGCGAACGGCAGUGUUCUCUUGAAACCAACGGACGGCAAAGUCAAGAUCGGCGACGACGAUGAGGAGGAGGAAGAAGAGAAGGAGGACGAGGAAGAUGAGGAUGAAGAUUCUGCAAAGGCCAAAAAGAAAGCCAAGAAGCAGAAGAAGGUGAAGAAGGAGAGCAACGAUGAUGUGGAGAUGAAUGGCGAUGAGGAGAAUGGUAACGAAGAGUUCACCGCCAAGAGUGACGACGAGGGCGAAGACGAGAAAGAGGACGACGAAGAGGAGUCGGAGGGAAGCAGCAAAAAGCGAAAGAAAGCCAGUUCGUCGAAGAGCAAGAAGCCGGCGAAGAAAGCGAAAACAAAGAAGGACGAUGAUGAGUACUCCGGCGGUGUCGACAUCGCGAUGAACCAACACGUCACUUUGACAUUCUCCCUCAAAUACCUCGUUAACUUCUCCAAGAGUUCGAGUCUAAGCGACAGCGUCCAACUGAUGAUGAGCAACGACGUACCUCUAUUGGUUUCAUACUCUUUCGAGUCCGGGUACAUUCGAUACUAUCUCGCGCCAAAAAUUGGAGACGAUUAG